AACUUAUCCUUUGUGCUUUAGCCUAAAGGGAUGCCCCGUGGAGACAUGGCAAAACCACUCCUAGAUUGUCGGAAUAUGGAGAGCAGCCCAAAUCUUGCCCCGGCUGCUGGUCAAACCAUAGGGAUCCUGGGAAGUGGCGACUUUGCACGCUCGUUGGCUACACGUCUGGUGUGCUCAGGUUUCAAGGUGGUGGUCGGAAGCCGCAAUCCAAAGCGCUGCGCAGGCCUUUUUCCCUCAGCAGCUGAAGUGACUGCCCAGGAAGAUGCUGUCAAGAAGACGGAUAUUAUUUUUGUGGCAGUUUUCAGGGAACAUUACUCCACGCUCUGUGACCUGACAGAUGCGCUAGCUGGUAAAAUACUGGUGGAUGUCAGCAACAACACUGAAAUUAACCAUCACAAAGAAUCAAAUGCCGAGUACUUGGCUUCCCUUUUCCCAGCAUGCACCGUUGUCAAAGGAUUCAAUGUGAUCUCUGCAUGGACCUUACAGUCAGGUCCCAGAGAUGGGAAUAAGCAGGUCUUGAUUUGCUGUGAUAAUCAAGAAGCCAGACGUACAGUUGCAGAAAUUGCUCAGGUCAUGGGGUUCACCCCCGUGGACAUGGGAUCUUUAUCUUCAGCCUGCGAGAUUGAGAACAUUCCCCUGCGCCUCCUCCCAGCUUGGAAAAUCCCUGUCUUUUUGGCUCUGGGUCUCUUUCUCUGUUUCUACACCUACAACUUCAUCAGACAGGUCUUACACCCUUACAUCCGGGAACAGAAAAACAAGUUCUACAAGAUGCCAGUGGAGGUGGUCAAUAGCUCACUGCCUUGUGUAGCCUACGUCAUGCUCUCUCUCGUUUAUCUACCCGGGGUCCUGGCAGCCUCUUUCCAGCUGUACUAUGGCACCAAGUACAGGCGCUUUCCAGAUUGGCUAGACCAGUGGCUACAGCACAGAAAGCAGAUUGGCCUUCUGAGUUUCUUUUGCGCAGCCUUGCACGCUGUGUACAGCCUGUGCUUGCCCAUGCGACGAUCUCAUCGGUAUCUGCUAAUUAGCACAGCCGUCAAGCAGGUCAUGGAGAAGAAGGCCGAUGUCUGGAUAGAGGAGGAGGUCUGGCGAAUGGAGCUUUACAUCUCUUAUGGAAUAAUGGCCCUGGGCCUGCUGUCGUUACUUGCCAUCACUUCACUUCCUUCCAUCGCAAACUCUCUCAACUGGAGGGAAUUCAGUUUCAUUCAGUCCACCCUUGGAUUUACUGCCCUACUAGUCAGCACGAUCCACACCCUCACCUUUGGCUGGACCAGGGCCUUUGAUGAAAACCAAUACAAAUUCUAUCUGCCGCCAAGUUACACCCUCACACUACUGGUGCCAUGUACCGUGAUCUUAGCAAAAAUAUUCUUUCACUUGCCCUGCAUCCACCAAAGACUGCGGCGCAUCAGGAACGGCUGGGAAAAGGGAAGGUAUGUGAAAUUCACACUGCCAGCUGCAACUGGUGAAUAUUCAAGCGGCGAAAGUUGCAGUAAUGUGUAACAAAGCCUUCCGGAUGAUGGAGAAUUUCAAAGCACUAUGAAGGCUUCUGGAGGUUUUUCCUAAUUUGUGUAGGUUUGUGGGUGAAUAUCCACAGUUAGUGACUUUAGAAAAUCAGUUACCGUGAAACUAGUUUAUGCUGAUUUGCUAGCAUGAAUGUUGCCUUAAGAAAUCGCCAUGACCGUUGAGAGAGCAGCUGUAAAUAGACGAGAAAAACGAAUGGAAUUCUGUAAGUCGUACUGGUCAAUGGAGACAGUAGCUGAUGGUACUCUGUCUGUUGGGGAUCCCACAACUCUCUUUUUUUUAAAUAGCAGGGUAGACAAUUUGUAUCCCAUAUGAUUAGGAAGAAAUCUUUCUGCAUGUGACCUGAUGGAUCAUCUGACCCUGAUGCUAAACCUAACCAGUGAUUCUGAGCUGUGUGAGCAGUCCCUGAGGUUCUUCAUACGGGAAGCUGAUGCUGAAGCUGAAUGAGAACAGCAUAAAUCUCAACAAACUAUUUAUCUCCUGCCACCAUCACACAAACAUCCAGUUACUUGGAGGUAUGUGGGGUGAGCUUCAAAACCUGAGCGCUGGACACAUCAAAUUGGAUGACAUACUUGCGUAGUCGCUGUUUUCUCAAAUGUGGAUGGUGCAUUUUUUGGUCUUGUAGAUACAGGUGAUGCAGGUGCAUAUUUGUAGUUGGAAGAAUUGAUUACCCUAAGGAGCUUAGUGUAAUCCACAGUGGUCACUGCUACCACACAUUCUCAGCGCUAUGAAACCAAAGUUUAAUGAAUCACCUAAUGAAAGGAGUGUAAAGAUACAGCUCCAAAAGAACUCGCAGCUUCAUCAUUUUGACUCUGGACAUUAGGGAAACAACAGUUGCGAGCUGAAUUAGCAGUGAAUUCUGGGAAGAAGCUAUUUGAAACUACACUGAUUAAACUCAAAUGAACUUGUCCAACUUCAUCUACAAUUAUUGGGUGUAUGUGUUUCCCCACCAGCAAUGACACAUCUACCCUCUUUAUGGUAGAUCCAAUACAUCAAAAAAAAGGGACUUUACAGCUGCGAACAUUCUCAAGCAAGCAAAACUCAUCUAUUACCAAGUGUCAAUUGUGGAAGAGACACCUACGCGGCUACACCCUGAUUCUCCGGUGCCUUGCAACUUCAAUAGUCAUUUACUUAGCGACAGAGUGAGUCGAGUCACGCACUAACAUCAUUUGGCAGAACUUCUCACUCACUUUGCCCAGGGGUAAAUGACCACAUUCUGCGCCAGGCAGUGGAGAAUCAGACCUUACAUUUGUUUUUCUUUAUCCCAGUGAUUGUUCAGAUUGUCUACAAUCUAAAUUAAUACAUCAUUCUCGACUGAGAAAUCAACCCACGUCAUAGGUUCUUAACAACACAUACAAAUCCACAGUCCUUGCCCCACAGAGAUUACAACUUGCCUGAAAUCCCUGCCAGGCUUUACAAUAGAGCCUUUAAAAAGGAGAAUCAAGAGGAAAUAGAAGAAGGCCUUAACAAAUAAGAUGCUAGGAUCUGGUUGUAAUAACCUGGUUUUCUACAACUGAGUAAAGUGCAAAAGUUGCUAUUAGACAGUGCCUUGAAGAAAUGACAAGAGCCAAGAGCUGAAUCAGCAGAGAAAUGUUAAAAGUCACUGCUGAUCAGAACUUUCUGUUCAGCCUUUAACUGCUUGGGAGAGUGAAACUUCCAAGCGGCAACUUAAUAGUCCAGUGAUGAUAUUCUGCUGGUGUGUUAAGUGUCACCCUGGAAUCUGAAAACACCAUGUCUUCCUACUAAAUAAAAGGAAAUCGAGUGAUGAGAGUGAUUGGGCAGAAUUUCACAAUCACACGAUACUUCCUUUGAUAAGAAGGAAAUUAGUGUGUGUUCCUGUUGUGCCUUUCAGGGCAGGAAGAAUUAUCUAGAACCCCUCCAUGCCCAGAUCAUUAUCUGCUAACGUUACUCACAAAGCAGAUUUGACAGUAAUAUGUGCAACUGAAUGGCAAAUUACAGCAUCUGCGAGAGGUCUGAGCCAAAAUCACCUCUGGUGCAAUUCCAUCCACUUCAAUUUAACUCCUGGAAUUCAAUUUGAAUUCAGUCCACUUACUCAUUCCAGCCUCCUGCUGGAUUUCAUCAUCAGGCAAAGCCAACAUAAAAGCACCGAUUUCACAUUUUCUGGCUCAGGGAAAGUAUCCUGAUUCUGAUGCUUCCCCUCACUCCUCUGCAGCAGGCAACCUGGUAGAUGGCUACCCUGGUAGCCAAAAAAAAGGGGAGAGAAAGUUGCAUGAGCCUUGGGCUUUGUCUUCAGUGUGUGUAAAACAAGUGUGUGUGUGUGUGGGGGGGGGGGGUUAUGUAUCAAAAUAACUUUUGCACUGAGAUAUAGGGUUUGGCAUCGGUGGCAUCACUUACUGAGCAAGAAGUGGUCAGGCUGAACCAAUAGAGCCUAGACCAGUGGUGGGGAACCUAAGGCAUCCAGCCCCUGGCUUGCCUGGAUCUGGCCCCCAAGGUUCCCCCUCCCAGCAUUGGGAAGCUUGUGCCGGUGCUCCAGCCUCCCUGCCGUCCCCCCGUAGGGCUGGAGCACACAAAAUUGACUAGCCUGGGCCCCCCUAGGCUCUGGUGGGCAAGAAGAAUGUGAGGAGUUUCUUUCUCCUUCUCAGUCUCAUUCUCAGUGAGGUUGUGUUCGUUUUUCUUCUCAUUUUGUGCGGCCCCUGACUGAUUUUUCUAUGAGUCAGGGCCCCCCAGAUCCCUCAAAAUAAGGUUCCCCAUCCCAGGGCUAGCCCAAGAUAAUCAAUAGGUGGGUCAAGGGAUCACCAGUUGCUUUUGAUUGAAUCCCAAAAUAUUUUUAUUUACUUAUUAUUGUUCGUUUUUUUUUAAUUAUUAUUAUUUUCUCUGUCGUCUGGAUCUCUUCUCUACCUUGACGAAGACAUCUGGGCCUUAACCAAAAAAAGAUUUGACUAUUCUGGGAUCAAUUUCUUUACCUAAAGAACUUUGAAUCCUAAUUCAUUCCACUUUCAGAAUGGCUCUCUAUCUUUGGGGUCUGUAGGUAAAAUCCUUUACACUAAAAUUCUGGGUAAUUUAUUCUGGCUUUAUAGAAAUAAUCAUUUUUAAAAGCGUUAAAACUUUGGAAAUGCUUUUGGCCUUUUUAACUUAUUUUCCCACUUCACUAUUUGCUAGGAGGCUGUGGAAUGUUAGCUUACACAUUUCCUUAUUACUUUUGUAUUUGGAGUUUGUAUAUUUCUUGCAAGAUUUAUAGCUGAAAGCUGUUUGUAUUUUUAUUUUAUUUUGCUUACUUUGUGUCUUGGGGUAUCAGCUGUGAGAACAGGGCCAGUUUCAGUCCUCUUUCAUCAUUGGCUUUUUAGUAUUACAGUUACAGCUGUAUAGAGAUAGUAUGAAUGUGUCUACAUAAUGGCAUAGUAUUCAUUUGUGUGUGCUGUCUCUUUUUCUAUAAACAAUACAAUGUUAAUCUAAAGUAUCUUUCUAUUAAAUAAAGCUAUCAAUAAAGCAA
Messenger RNA from Pelodiscus sinensis (Chinese soft-shelled turtle), 4969 nucleotides. NCBI's taxonomy places the organism in Eukaryota, Metazoa, Chordata, Testudines, Trionychidae. The record is from RefSeq and is a predicted model, not a curated record.